Mangifera indica (mango) is the source of this 3315-nucleotide messenger RNA. Its product is annotated as probable disease resistance protein At4g27220. The transcript is spliced from 5 exons. Bases 1 to 3315 code for a protein of 1104 amino acids. NCBI's taxonomy places the organism in Eukaryota, Viridiplantae, Streptophyta, Magnoliopsida, Sapindales, Anacardiaceae. The record is from RefSeq and is a predicted model, not a curated record.
AUGCAGAGUAUGCAUGUAAAUACACAUGCAAUUAGUAUAAUCCUAGCUCUAUUUGCAGGUGAUGUUAUUCAAACACACGAAUUGAAUUCUCUACCGAAUGAUGUAUGCAAGGAGUGUGCAGGGUUGCCCAUCGUUAUUUGUACCAUAGCAAAAGCAUUAAAAAAUAAGAGUCUUCCAUCUGAUUGGAAAGUAGCACUGCAAGAAUUAAGAGCUCCAUCACCAACAAAGUUUAUAGGAUUCCUAGAAAAGGAAUACAUGAAGAUGGCCUUAAGUUACAAUUAUUUAAGGGAUGAAGAACUUAAGAAAACGUUUUUAAUUUCUAGUCUAAUGGACAAUAAUACUUCAAUUUCAGACUUAUUCAAACAUGUUAUGUGUUUGGAUAUACUUGAAGGAGCUAAUUUAACAAUGGAAGAUGCACGAGAUAGACUGGAUAAAUUGGUUCGUGACCUCAAAGAUGCUAGUUUGUUACUUGACGGGUUUAGAAGUGAACAAUUUACUAUGCAUGAUGCUAUUCGUGUUGUUGCUAUAACAAUAGCAUACGUUGAUCACCAUGUAUUUACAUCGAAAAAUGACAUUGAACGAGAAUGGAGGGAUAAAGAUAAACUCAAGAAAUGCACAAAAAUCUCCUUACAUGGUAAUAGUACUAUUAUUAGUCAACUUCAGCCUAAGGAUUUUGAUUGUCCAGCUCUUGAAUAUUUCUACAUGUCAAGCUCUUAUUUAAAAAUCUCGGAGGACUUCUUCAAAGUGAUGCCAAAGCUCAAAGUUUUAAAUUUGGUUCAAUUGCACCAAUCGUCUUUGCCAUCAUCUAUUCAUCUUUUGAAAAACCUUCGAACACUAUGUUUAGAUGAUAGCACAAUUAACGAUGUUGCUAUUAUUGGAAAGCUAAAGAAACUAAAAGUCCUUAGCUUGAAACAUUCAUUUAUUAAAGAGUUGCCUGAAGAAAUAGGUGAAUUGACUGAACUUAGGCUAUUAGAUUUAAGCAAUUGUAAACAAUUGCAAGUCAUUGUGCCAAAUGUGAUGUCAAAAUUAUUACAAUUGGAAGAAUUUCAUAUAAAGGUAUGUCCUAUUCAGUGGAAGGUUGAUGUACUUAAGGAGUUAAAACUCUUAUCUAAUCUCUCGAGUGUAGAAUUGGAUGUUAGAGAUAACAAGGUGUUACCUAAAAAUUUAUUUGCCAAAGAGCUUAAAAGGUACAAAAUAUCAAUAGGAGAUUUUUGGAAAAUAUUUCGAGAAUAUGGAGAACUUGAGCAUUAUGGGGAACAUGAGCUUUUGAGGACGUUGGAAGUUCAAUUUAAUUCUGUCAAGUCACUAGAAGAAUUACAUGGAUUCAAGAAUAUUGAACUCGUACAGUUAGCUGAAUUUUCAGAAGAUGAGAACUCUGUUGAGGUUUCAAAAUUUGAUUUGCAGUCCAAUGAAAUGAUACCUUUGUUUAAUGAAAAGGUUAUUUUUACCAAUUUUAGGAUGUUGGUUUUGUACAAUAUUAGUCUAAGAAAGAUUUGGGAUAGCCGAAUUUCAACUUUCUCUCAAAAUUUGAAACGAUUGAAGGUCGAUAGAUGUGGAAAGAUGACACAUGUGUUUCCAUUUUCAAUAGCCAAAAGCCUCAAACAACUUCAAUGCCUAGAGAUAAUAGAUUGUGAGGUUUUAGAGAAGAUUGUUGACGAAGGAGCUGAAGUUGUUGUUAAUUCUAUCUUUCCACAGGUAACUGAAUUGGUGCUCAAAAGACUACCAAAACUUACAAUUUUCUAUCCAGGAACACAUGUUUCAGAAUUCCCAAUGUUAAAAAGGUUGGUGAUAGAAUAUUGUGAAAAUUUGACUUCGAGAUAUUUGGGCUUGCAAGAUGAUAACAAGAAGGGUGCACUUCCAAAAUCAGAGUCAAAAUUCCUCUGCUUAGAAAAUAAGAUCAACCACAAUUUGGAGGAAUUUGAAUUACAGGAUGGUGUGAGAGAAAUUAGAUGGCAGAGUCAAUAUAAAGUUCUUACUAUCUCGUUGGACAAAGCAAAUAUUCCACUUGGACUCCUUCAAAGAUUUCAAGGUGUGAAAAGGCUUGAACUAUAUGUGUGUGAAUACAAAGAAAUUAAGAGUGUAUCUAAUCUUCCAAAUCUUGAAGAUCUGUAUGUAAUGCAUUGUAUGAAAUUGAUGAGUCUACUGCCAUCUUCAACUUCUUUCCAAAAUCUUAAAGUCCUAGAUGUCUGGCGUGUGAGUGGGUUAGUUGCCUUAACAACACCUUCAAUGGCUAAAAGCUUAGUGCAGUUAAGAGAAUUGAGAAUAUCAAAUUGUGGAAUGUUGGUUGAAAUAGUAGAGAAUGAGGGAGAAGCAACAACAAGUACUGAAAUUGUUUUUGACAAUUUGAAGUUGUUGUCACUUAAAGUGUUAGAAAGUCUCACAUAUUUUUGCUCUGGGAAUUACUCUUUCAAUUUCUCAUCACUAGAAGAAUUAAUUAUAAAAAAAUGUUCCAAUAUGAAGACUUUCUCUCAAGGAAUGCUAAGCACUCCAAAGUUGCACAAAGUCAAUUAUGAGGAAUUGGAAAUAGAAAAUAAAGGGAAUGAUCUUAAUAAAAUCAUACAUGGAUUGUGCAAAAAGAAAGAUGAGGAAAUCUCCAUUGAUUUCAAGCACAAGACAUUCAAAGAUGAUAAUUCUAUAGAAAUUUGCUACAACCAACAUCCAACUUCCUUUUAUCAAAAUUUGACACACUUGAUCCUUUGGAAUUGUGGAAAUAUAAAAUAUGCAUUUUCACCUUCCAUUGCCAAAACUCUCCACCAAUUCCAACAAUUAAAGAUAAGGUACUGUAUGGCUUUAGAAGAGAUUGUCACAAAAGAAGAAGGAGCAAAUGCUAUGGUCAAUUUUGUCUUUCCAAAUGUAACUUUAUUGAAGCUUGAAAAUCUACCUAAUCUGACUGUUUUCUACCCUGAAAUACAUACUUCAGAAUGGCCAAAGUUGAAGGAAUUGGUGGUGAGAAAUUGUGUCAAGUAUCUGAGCUUCAAAAGUAUCACCAAGGAGAGUGAAAUUGAUAGUUUAGAUCCAAAAGCUAUCUUUUUGGAUGAUAAGAUCAACUCCCAUUUGGAGGUAUUUGAAUUUCAGAAUGGUUUAGCAGAAAUUACUUGGCAAAAUAAAUCUAAAACUCUUGAAAUCUCUUAUGAUAAGUCAGCAUAUAUUCCAAUUGGACCCCUUCAGAGAUUUUACAAACUGAAAAAGCUUCAAUUAAAUGGUUGUAAUUACAAAGAAAUUAAGAUGCUAUCGGAUCUUCCAAGUCUUGAAGUUCUAGAUGUAUCUUGGUGUGAAAUGUUGUUGAGUCCAUUGCUAUCUACACCUUCUUUCUAG